CAAAUACAGGACACGGUAGCCACCUGCCCAGUGCCCCGGCCAAAGUUGUACUGUUGCUGUCGGCUUAGCACGGCACAGACGAAAUGGUUACUGUCCGGCAAUUUUUGAGUGCUGUUAUGCUUACAGCUAUUUUAAAAACAUCGUCUGCAUGUAAUGUGUCUUUCCAAGGGUUCUGUUACGAAAUUACCACCACUAGAGAAGCCACAUGGGAUAAUGCAAAGGCAUACUGCGAGGCGGCCGGCGGACAGUUAGCAUCCAUUACUUCAAGGGAAGAAAAUAUGUUCCUGACCGACCGUUUAGACCCUAAGUUUUACUGGAUCGGAAUGACCUACCGUGACACAAACACAUGGAAUGUAUGGCUAGAUGGUAGUGCAUUUACCUUUGCAGCCUGGGACGUUGCUCAACCGUCAACAGGUGGAUUUAUUUCAACUCUCUGUGCCACUAUAUAUGGCGUGAGUGGUGUGUGGCAGGCAGGAGGCUGUGCCAGUCUCCGGCCUUUUAUUUGCAAAACAGUAAAAGUCGAUGGACAAGCAUUUAAUAUUUGGUUGUCUGUACUAAAAAACAACCAAUAAAUUGGGCUCCAUUUAACAAAUACCCCUUUUUUCACACCUGAAAGAAACUAUAUUGUACAGUACAUCAAACUGAAUAAAAUCCUUAUGGAUUUGAUUAGAGAUAUUAGUGUCUGUCCACACUGUCAGAAUUCAUGUGACUAUAUAAUAACUGUACUUUACACAUAUAUGUGUAUGAUGAUAUUAAUCAGAUAUAUCAUCAUGCCCAUAUAUGGGUAUUUCACACAAAUCUAUCACAUAAAACUUGAUGUUGUACAAAAGUACAAUUCUGAUGAAUAGCGAUCUCUACAAAAUGGACUGCAGCAGGCCUACAAAAGCCACUACUAAUUUAGUAUAGACCUAGCCUAGUUGACAUGCAGUAAGAGUAGGCCUACCAUAACAGUGACAUAAUGAAUCAUGUGCAUACAAUAAUAAAAUACUCUGGAUUAUUCUAAUGCGGUGUACAGUAUCAUUCUGGACUAUCUGUGUGAGGAAUAGGCCCAGGUGUUAAGUGGUGUUUGCUAAAUUUGAUGCGAUUUCUUUUAUUGUAAGAAUAAAAGGCCUUCAUCAAUGAAAUAUGUGAAAAAGCACAUAAGCAAAUAAAAAGUUACGAGUGUAGGAGAUGGGGGCUUGAUGCUCCCCCUCAACAGUUAUCAGUGAAUUUAAAAUUCAUUCACAUAUAUCUGAAGCCCGGUCCAGACUACCAAUUUGUAUUUUGACAAAAACAUGUGAUAUGCCUAACUAUGGUUACGGUGACAUCACAUGGCCAUAUAUAGCCACAUAAUGUUUAUUAUAUAUUGGUAGUCUGUACUCCCCCUCUCGCACAACACUAUUUUUUUUCCCCUUUCUGUUUCGCACAUCGCACUUUGAUUCCUCCUUUCUUCCAUACCUUGAGUUUUCUUUUUAUACACUGUCUUAAAUAUAAUAUACAGUACUCUCUUUAUUACUGGUACAUGUGCGAUAACUGAAUUAACAACCAUAAACAACAAAACAUACUUUCCCCUUUUUAUUAUGUCUGAUUCACUCAAACUAUAUGAAAUUUGGUGUUACACUAGUGAAAUGUUCAUUGGUUUGACUACUGAUGAAUGCUACAUGAUUUCUAAUCACAGAUAUUUAUAUAUUAAAUAUCUGAAGUUAUCUUACAUGAGUAGUACAACUAUUCAUUGUGAUAGUAAUAAUAUAAACUAUAAAUUGUUUUUAAAAUAGUAUAUAAAUAUAUAGCAUUUACACAAUAGCUUAUUCAUUUGGUAAUGAUUCAAAAUACUAUAAAACCUCUAUUAUAAUUAUUGCAAUAAAUUCAUUUUGAUUAGGCCUA
Molecule: messenger RNA, 1863 nt
Organism: Anneissia japonica
Lineage: Eukaryota; Metazoa; Echinodermata; Crinoidea; Comatulida; Comatulidae
Product: C-type lectin lectoxin-Lio3-like
Exons: 2
Coding region: 84-572 (162 amino acids)
Source: RefSeq, a predicted model, not a curated record